AUGCAGUUCUCAAUCCUCCUCCUUAUCAGCAGCCUGCUGGUCGGUUCGCUCGCAGCGCCGUUUGCCAACUUCACAAGCAUUGCCACCAUCGAAAACACGACGAUCGCAGACAGCAGCUCGACUGUUCUCGACGAGGCAUCGACAAAGCCGAUUGUGAUCCCUGUCAUCACUCCGCCCGACUUGAACCUGACCGAGCCGAUCUUGAUCAAGCGGGACGUUGUUGCUCCGCUUGAGGACGAGACGGUGGCAAGCGUCAAGGCGACUGUCGCAAACAACGAAUCAGUCAAGCCGAUUGUGAUUCCGGUCAUCACCCCGCCUGGUCUGAACCUGACCGGCCCGGCUUUGAGCAAGCGGGCAGUCAACGAUACUCUUUUCUACUCCGACGUGAAGAAGCGCGAGGUCGGACCGGAGCUCAACGAGACUACGGUCGCGUACCUGAGAAGACGCGCGGUCGAGGGUGGUGUCAAACUGUCCUGGAACGUGACAUCGAGUGCUGUUUAA
Messenger RNA from Myxozyma melibiosi, 501 nucleotides. RefSeq lists its product as uncharacterized. The transcript has a single exon. NCBI's taxonomy places the organism in Eukaryota, Fungi, Ascomycota, Lipomycetes, Lipomycetales, Lipomycetaceae. Bases 1 to 501 code for a protein of 166 amino acids. The record is from RefSeq and is a predicted model, not a curated record.